UCCGGUUUGAAAACAUGGCGCCAGUACAGCGGUUGGUUUUGUGCGAGGAGACUGUCCGGGAGCGCAGCGGCCUGGGUCCCCAUCGGGACCUUGCUGAGCUUCGAUCUUUAUCUAUUCCUGGAACAUACCAAGAGAAGAUUACUCACCUGGGGAACUCUCUGAUGCGUUUGACAGCUCUAAAAUCCUUAGAUCUCUCACGUAACUCCUUGGUUAGUCUUGAGGGCAUUCAGCAUCUGGCCCUCUUGGAGAGUCUCAAUCUCUACUACAACUGCAUUUCUUCAUUAGCAGAAGUAUUUAGGCUCCACUCCUUAACAGAGCUCCAGGAUGUGGACUUCCGGCUUAACCCGGUUGUGAAGAAUGAGUCUGACUAUCGCCUAUUUGUGGUGCACAUGCUCCCCAAGCUCCGACAGCUAGAUGAUCGCCCUGUGAGAGAGAGUGAGCGCAAGGCAUCUCAGCUUCAUUUUUCUUCAGAGGAUUCAUUGGACUCAAAGCAGAGCUUCUCAACCGCUUUAACAGUUGGAAGAACACACCACUCCAGAACCGAUGCUUCAGCUAAGAAAUGCUUGGUUAUGGAUGCUGAUGAUGAGGCUGUCCUGAACCUCAUUGCUGAAUGUGAGUGGGACCUAAGCAAUCCUCCCGGAAGCACAAGCUCCAGCCAAAAGGAACAUGAGGCAGAUCUCCAUUAUGCUCAAGAGUCUGGACAUCUGUUGAGUCCUUUGUCCAUCCAGCACCAGUGUGGGGACUCAGUGAGAAGGGGCCAUGAGAAGAAGAAAGGCACCUCCAGAGGGUGCUGUCCAGCUCAUUCACCACAGGACCAGCUUUGUGGGGAGCUCACUCUGCAGCAUGGAGUGCCAGAGGCCUGCCACGUGCAUGCUCCGCACACCCGCUUCCCUUCACACCCAGACUCUGUGAAUGUUGAAGAUUGUGGUUCAUCUUCUCAGAAGUCAAGUUUGUCAUCACAGAAUAUAUUAAAUCUUUUGCCUCUUCCUGAAAAGUACAGGAAGCGAAGGAUGCCUGGUGGGAGAUUCCAGGUGCCUUCAGACCGGGAGUGUCUGAGCUGCCUAGAAAGGCCUGAUGGAUCCUCUGGCCUCGAGGACAGUCUGAGCAGACAGGAUGGCUUGGAGGGCCACAGUCAGGCCAUGUCUCAUUCUGAGGCUUUGGAGGUUGAAGAGCGGACAUCUCAUGGCACAAAUGACCCCAGAGUGCUGUCUCCUAAACUCUGCUCAGCAGCAGUGCCUGAGCGGAGGCCUGCUCUGGAGGUGGCACUCCUGGAGGCACUCCUCGACCUGAUAGACAGGUGCGCAAGCGGCAGUGGAUCCCUGCAUGGCAACGAGGCAUUCCUUGCUCAAGCCAGGCAUGUUUUGUCAUCUCUUCAAGAGGUCACAGCAGCUCGGGACAGUUCAACCCUUGAAAAGGAAGAACUUAAUUACCUAUCUCUUGAGAAUAAGUCUCUGCAAAGCCGCCUUGCUGAGCAGCAGCAACAGUAUACUGCUACACUGGGCAAGGUGAUUGCAGAACUCAACAAUUCAAGGAAGGAGCUGGACACAUUGAGACAGCAUUUAGACAAAUCUUUGGAAGAGAAUAGUAACUUAAAAUCUCUUCUGUUGAGCGUGAAAAAAGAAGUAAAAAAUUCAGACACUUCAGCUGCAUUAACUUUGCAGAUCACUGGACUUCAGGCAAGUAUGAAACAGCUCUCGGGGGAAGUUGUGGAGUUGAAGCAGCACUUGGAGCACUAUGACAAGAUCCAGGAGCUCACACAGAUGCUGCAAGAGAGCCACAGUUCCCUGGUCAGCACCAAUGAGCACCUCCUGCAGGAGCUGAGCCACACACGGGCACAGCAUAGAGCUGAGGUAGAGCAGAUGCACUGGAGCUUCCAGGAGUUUAAGAAGACUGCUGCCCUGUUUCCACGCCACAGCUCCCGGCUUGGUGGCCGCCAGUCCUGCUAGCUCCUACUGAGCUGUGCUGUCCUCCAUCAGUCAUAGCUCCAGAGCUGCACCUAGGCAUGUCCCUAACUGAAUAUUCUGGUGAGACUGCAGUUACCUUGGGAUCCUAAAAAUGUGUUGAUGGUCUGAAGUUUAGCUGGCAUAUGUGUCCUAAACUGACAAAGUCGACCCUGGGUCUUUGCCAUACUUGGAACACUUGCUUUGCCAUUACACAUCCAGUUGUAAAGUACCUGUAGUAUUUUCCUUCCCAAUUUGUGAAAGUUUUAUAUAUGUAAA
Phodopus roborovskii (desert hamster) is the source of this 2219-nucleotide messenger RNA. It is a transcript of the gene Cep72, whose product is annotated as centrosomal protein 72. Gene Ontology annotation, molecular function: protein binding. The transcript is spliced from 12 exons. Gene Ontology annotation, cellular component: centriolar satellite. The coding region runs from base 15 to 1946 and encodes 643 amino acids. The record is from RefSeq and is a predicted model, not a curated record. NCBI's taxonomy places the organism in Eukaryota, Metazoa, Chordata, Mammalia, Rodentia, Cricetidae. Gene Ontology annotation, biological process: spindle organization; regulation of protein localization to centrosome; centriole replication.